Molecule: messenger RNA, 2438 nt
Organism: Drosophila persimilis
Lineage: Eukaryota; Metazoa; Arthropoda; Insecta; Diptera; Drosophilidae
Exons: 3
Coding region: 372-2267 (631 amino acids)
Biological process (GO): proteasome-mediated ubiquitin-dependent protein catabolic process; multicellular organism development
Cellular component (GO): cytoplasm
Molecular function (GO): ubiquitin protein ligase activity; ubiquitin conjugating enzyme binding; zinc ion binding
Source: RefSeq, a predicted model, not a curated record
CAAUUUGGCUGGAAGGCGUGCCACAGUAGUGGCCGAAAGAUAAUUGAAACAAGACGCCAACGACAACGGCAACGGCAACAGAACCAAAGAGGGAAGACCAGAGCCAGGCCGAAAUACAAAAUUGGAAGAAAGGCAAAUGGGUUGUCGUCGUGCAUUUGAUAUGUGCGGGUAUACUACUUGUGGGUAUAUCAAAAAUCCAAAUCGAUUGCCAGCGAAGUUAGUUUAGUUAGGCGUCUCUCUGAUAAGAUACGAAACCUGAACCGAACCAUUACCAGAAGAAGACGGGCGGGCCAGUCAGCCAGCCAACACAAAUAGCACACACACUGUGCUGGAGCAACUGGCCGUGAUUACACAAUAUAUCUAUAGUCACCAUGAGCACCAUCAGCAGUGAGCAAAAAAUUGCAUCUGUGGCCAGCAAUGGACUAGAGGCGACAACUCCUAUAGCCGGCGGCGACUCCUCCAGCUGUUAUAAUGGCGAGGAGCUAAAGAUUCUUGGCCAGCUAAAGACCAUCGAGCAGAUCAACGAACAGCGCCGCAUCUUUCUGAACAGUACUAUUAGUGAGGAGACCACAUCUUCAGAGAAGAAAGACUCCAAAGACGAGGACAGCCAGCAGACGAAGGAGCAGGAACUGGAGAAGCCAGAAGUCGAAAUGGAAGCGGAAACGAGCAAGCCUCAGCCUCCGAACAGUCUCGUACUGAACGUAAAAUAUGCCACGCUACCCAGCCCCAAUGUGGUUACGCUACGUUCGCCAAUGUCUCCGCCUCCAAAGCCACCCAUGCUGAGUCGCACCAGAAGCAUUGGCUUCGGGGAUGGGCACAGCCCGGUGACCAAUGGAUCCGCCGAGGCCUCGCUGUUGCGUCAAAGUCUAACAGAGACGGCAAUCAGCGAAGCAGCGGCGCCAGUCGGCACGACAAAUGGAGGAGCAGCAGCAGCUGCAACAACAACAGCAGAACCACCACCGACCGUGUCCGCUCGUCACUAUGAGGGUCUCAUCGAGGAGUUGCGCUGUCCGGGCUGUGCCGGCGCCAUGAAGGCUCCCAUUUUGCUGUGCAAGAGCGGCCACAGUGUCUGCGAGCAGUGCACCCGCAUUCUGCUCAUGUGCCCACUGUGCAAGGAAUCAUUCACCAAUUCACGCUCCCUGACCGUCGAGGCUCUGUGUGCCAAGGCCCACUUCGGAUGCAGCCAUGCGGCCGGUGGCUGCCAGGUGCGUAUGCCGGUGGCCCUAUUGCCCUGGCAUGAGCAGCAGUGCAUCUACAAGCCAAUGAAGUGCUUCAUGGGUCGGGUGUGGGGCGAGUGCAAGUGGCAGGGCAGGGAGGUGCAGUGGAAGGAGCAUCUCGAGGAGCAGCAUGCCGAAAAGCUGUUCCGCUCGAGCACCUCGGAUCUGGUGUGGAACAUGGCUGUGCGACGUAAGCCCCUCACGGGCUACUAUGUCUUCCAGGCACACGACGAGAUGUUCAACUUCUACGAGAUCUACGACAAGCAGCGCAUCCUCUUCACCAUGACCUGUACGUCGAAUCGGCGCGAGAGCAAGUAUAACUAUGCCUAUGAGGUGACCCUGCUCCAGCCGGACAACGAGGCCCUCUCCAUGACCCAGAAGUUCCCCGUCCACAGCGAGUACGAUCGCGAUAUACUAAUGGACGGCACAUGCGUGAGCAUUCCCCUAAACGAGCUGUCGCGUUUCGUGGACCCCGAAAAGCAGGUGCUGCACUAUCGGGUGAGCGUGCUGGCGGUUAAGUCCCCGCGCCGGGCUAAGCCACCGCGCCAGAGCCUACCCGUCCCCAUCGACUAUGAGCAGACGAAGAAUGCGGGUGUGAAUGGCAAGAGUGUGCCGCCUAACAUGAUCAUUACGCGCACAUAUAAGGAGGGCAUGGGCGAGGUGGAGGUGGAGCCCACAGCCGCCGCCGGCACACCCGAUUCGGAGAACGAUCCCAACGCGAACAAUGGACUGGAGCUGGAGCGCAAGUGGGGCACCCCUCAGCUGCACUUCAAUCGGAAGUAUCUGAGAAAUACCCUGAAUGACGCUGGAGGCCAGCAGGAGGAUGAAUUGCGUCCCCUGGCCGGCGAUCGGCGUGGUCUGGGCGAUGACAAGCUCUCGUUGUGCAGCAACGGCACCAGCUACACGAAAAAGGUCUCCGACUCGUUGCGCAAAAGCUUUAGGGCCCUCAAGGCGGACAUCAUUGAGAUGCGACCGUUUGCCAAGAAGUCGGCCAAGACGAUCGAAGGAUCAUCACCCAGAUCAUCGGUCCAGACCAAUGGAGCCAAAUGACCUAAGUCCACGCCAGCUCACAUUUUUUCCAUCUGCAAUUCCGAAACUGCAAUGUAAAUAUGUUUUUGCUUCCUCACAUUUCUUGUGUGUGCUACUUCCAUUCUAAUUUAAAGCAUGUAUAUAUUCCAGAGUGAUUAAAAGUAUAUCAAAUAAAAAUAGCUUCAAAAUUGG